UUUGCUUUCCCUAACAUGAUUGUGAUGUUGUGCAUGGCUUGGAUAUGGCUCCAGUUAUCCUUCAUGGGAAUGAACUUAAAGAAGACAUGGGGCUGUGGAGCUAAAAGUUCAGAAAAAGAGCGAGCGGCUUAUAACAUCAUCCGAGAAGAAUAUCGCAAGCUGGGGCCAGUUUCCUUUGCAGAGUUUAACGUGCUUCUUCUCUUCGCUGUGCUGGUCAUCCUUUGGUUUACAAGAGAUCCAGGUUUUGUUAAAGGUUGGGCCACCGUGCUCUUCAAUAAGGACAAUGUGGAGUAUGUAACUGAUGCCACUGUGGCUAUAUUUGUAGCUGUCCUUCUGUUUGUUCUGCCAGCAAAAAGACCUAAACUUACCUGCUAUAAGCAGAGUGACCGUUUUGAUCUUGAAGAUCCACAAGAAGAAGAGGAAGCAUUUAUGUCCACACCAUUACUGACAUGGAAGGUGGUUCAUAAGAAGAUGCCGUGGAGUAUUGUUCUUCUUCUCGGGGGAGGCUUUGCAUUGGCAAAAGGCAGUGACGCAUCUGGUCUUUCUUCAUGGCUUGGUAGGCAGAUGAUAUUUCUUCACAGCAUCCCAGCUUGGGCCAUCGUCAUCAUCCUGUCAUUAAUGAUCGCUGUUUUUACAGAAUGUGCCAGCAAUGUUGCUACAGCAACUCUUUUCCUUCCAAUCCUGGCCUCCACGGCAAAAUCCAUUUUGGUUAACCCACUGUAUAUAAUGAUUCCGUGUACACUAAGCACCUCCUUUGCUUUCAUGUUACCUGUCGCCACACCCCCUAAUGCUAUUGUCUUCUCAUAUGGUCAUCUCCAUGUGUCUGAUAUGGUCAAAACAGGCAUCAUGAUGAAUAUCAUCGGUGUAUUGUGUACCACAAUUGCUAUCAACAGCUGGGGCCGGGUCAUGUUCAACCUGGACACUUUUCCAGCAUGGGCUAAUGCUACAGAUGGAAAUUGA
Messenger RNA from Staurois parvus, 960 nucleotides. NCBI's taxonomy places the organism in Eukaryota, Metazoa, Chordata, Amphibia, Anura, Ranidae. The record is from the annotation of a GenBank genome assembly.